AUGGCCCCAACAAGGAUAAGAGGUGCACUCAACAUUGGAUUUCAAAUGAUGAUCACAAUUGGCAUAUUAAUUGCAAACCUUAUCAACUAUGGGACUGCAAAACUAGAAUAUGGUUGGAGAGUUUCUUUAGGUAUUGGUGCAGUUCCCGCAAUAAUGUUAUGUGUAGGAGCUCUUUUCUUAGGUGACACGCCAAACUCUCUGAUUGAAAGAGGUAAAAUAGAAGCAGCUAAGAAAAUGUUGCAAAGGAUUCGUGGCAUUGAUAAUGUUGAGGAGGAGUUCCAAGACCUCGUUGAUGCGACUACAGCAGCCAAAGAUGUGGAACACCCAUGGAAGAACAUUACACAACCAAAAUAUAGACCUCAACUCACUUUUUGCUCUCUGAUUCCAUUCUUCCAACAAUUCACUGGUAUCAAUGUCAUAAUGUUUUAUGCACCCGUCCUCUUCAAAACUUUAGGCUUUGGUAACGAUACUUCCCUUAUGUCUUCCGUUAUCACUGGAGGUGUUAAUGUGGUUGCCACUGUUGUUUCCAUUUUCACCGUGGACAAGUUUGGAAGAAGGAUAUUGUUCCUCGAAGGUGGCAUUCAAAUGUUUGUUUGUCAGCUUGCUGUUGGAACCAUGAUUGCUAUGAAGUUUGGAGUGAGCGGUGAAGGCUCAUUUACCAAUGGAGAAGCUAGUCUCCUCUUAUUUUUUAUAUGUGCAUAUGUUGCAGCAUAUGCAUGGUCUUGGGGUCCACUAGGGUGGUUGGUUCCAAGUGAAAUAUGUUCUCUUGAGGUUCGAUCAGCAGGUCAAGGCACCAAUGUUGCUCCUUGCCAGAGGUGA
Messenger RNA from Sphenostylis stenocarpa, 819 nucleotides. Lineage: Eukaryota; Viridiplantae; Streptophyta; Magnoliopsida; Fabales; Fabaceae. The record is from the annotation of a GenBank genome assembly.